UCUUCCCCUACCUGGCUCCCUCCGCUGUCUCCUCCUGUUUGGCACGAGGAUGGAGCGGCGGCACCUCCUGCUCUCAGCGACUGUCCUGGUGGUCGUCCUCCUGGGCGCCUGCACCGCCGCCGCCGCCGCCGCCGAGAAAGCCGCCGCCGUCCCGUCGUCGUGCGACGCGUACAGGGGCAGCUGGGUUGUGGACGAGUCGUACCCGCUGUACGACGCGGCGAGCUGCCCCUUCGUCCGCACGGAGUUCGACUGCCGCCUCAAUGGCCGCCCCGACACGGCGUACCUCAAGUACCGGUGGCAGCCCAGCCCGCCAUGCUCCCUGCCAAGGUUCGACGGGCGGAAGUUGCUGAGCGCGUGGCGCGGGAAGACGGCGGCGUUCGUGGGCGACUCGCUGGUGGCGAACCAGUACGAGUCGCUGCUGUGCAUGCUCCACGCCGCCGCGCCCGGCGCCCGGACCAACGCGUCGUGGGCGUCCGGGGAGAACUCCUCCAUCACCGUCCGUUUCGAGGACUACGGUGUUACUCUGGUGUACUACUUGUCGCAUUACCUGGUGGACCUCGUCCGCGACAGAGCCGGGCGCACCGUCCUCAAGCUCGACACGGUGGACGGCGAAGGCCGCAAGUGGCUCGACGCCGACGUGCUCGUCUUUGGCUCGUGGCGCUGGUGGGCUCGCAAGAGGUCAGACUGGGACUACAUCCAGGAUGGCGACACGGUCCUGCAGGACAUCGACCGGACCCAGGCCUUCGCCAAGGGGCUCCAAGCCUGGGCUAGAUGGGUCGACGCCAACCUCCUCCAGACCACCACCAAAGUCUUCUUCCAGGGAUACUCUCCCAGUCACCUCCACGGCCAAGAGUGGGGGGCGCCGCCGGGGACGACGUGCACGGCGGAGACGCAGCCGGUGAGCGACGCCGCCGCGGCGUACCGCGGCCAGGCCCCCAACCCGCAGGACGCGAUCGUGAGGAGGGUCCUGGCGGGCAUGUCGAAGCCGGUGCACCUGCUGGACAUCGCCUUCAUGUCGCAGCUGAGGAAGGACGGGCACACCACCAAGUACAGCGGGGGCAGCGGCCCCGGCGCGGACUGCACCCACUGGUGCGUCGCCGGCGUCCCGGACUCCUGGAACACCCUCUUCUACUACUCGGUCCUCACUGCGGGGAACUCGUAACGGUCUUCAGCUAGGGCCCUGUUUGAUUCUCCCUAUCAUAGCAUAGCACACAAUUCCCGAGAAAAGAAUUUCACAUGCAUAGAGUAUUAAACGAAGUUUACUUGCAAAACCUUUUCACGGAUGGGUGUAACUUUUCACGACGAAUCUAAUGACAAUAAUUAAUCGAUGAUUGGCU
This is a messenger RNA of Panicum virgatum (switchgrass), 1337 nucleotides long. Its product is annotated as protein trichome birefringence-like 38. NCBI's taxonomy places the organism in Eukaryota, Viridiplantae, Streptophyta, Magnoliopsida, Poales, Poaceae. The record is from RefSeq and is a predicted model, not a curated record. Gene Ontology annotation, molecular function: O-acetyltransferase activity. The coding region runs from base 50 to 1162 and encodes 370 amino acids. Gene Ontology annotation, cellular component: Golgi apparatus. The transcript is spliced from 5 exons.